Messenger RNA from Funneliformis caledonium, 1716 nucleotides. NCBI's taxonomy places the organism in Eukaryota, Fungi, Glomeromycota, Glomeromycetes, Glomerales, Glomeraceae. The record is from the annotation of a GenBank genome assembly.
AUGUCUAACGUUAGAGUUUAUUUUAAACCUUUAUACACACCUCAGUCACUACAAUUGGAAUUACAAUUGAGAACUUUGAAGAAUUUGCUUGAAAGCAUCAGCGAAGAUAAACCAAAUAACCUUCAGAAGCAUUUGAAAACUUUUGCACUUACAUUAGAAGAAAAUUCAGAAACAUUAGGGAAAUGCUUUGAAUUGAUUAUACAGUCAAUUAGAUAUCAACCACUUGCUCAGGAACCUUUAGAAACAUUACUUGCAGACUUAAAAAGUGCUUGGAAUAAAACUUCUAGAAGAAUAUCUCAAAAAUCUUCAAACGUAUCAAAAAUGAACGGAGAUACAUUUAAUAUAAAUAUCUCAAUAUCUGAUAGAAGGACAUCUGAAAAUCAAGCUGAUCCACAUAGAGAAUGGACAGUAACCCUUAAUAAUAUUUUCUCUGAUCAUGUAUUUAAGCAAAAGUAUGAAGAAAUAACUUUAAAAGGAGAUAAACAAAAGAGAAGAAAUACCUAUUGGAACACAACUGAUGAUAGAGAAGAGGAUACUGAUAAUAGAGAGAAACAAAGAAGACCAGAAGGAGAAAAUGAUAUAAUUACACAAUUCUUGCAAGGAUUUGAAGAUUUAUUAAAGGCAUAUAUAUGGAAGCAUCAGUUGCAAAAUUUUAAGCAAAGGAAUAAAGAAACUAUCGAUGAAUAUGUUGCUCAAAUUACAGAAUUAGGGAAAAGAUUAGAUUUACAAGGGAUAAGGAAGAAAGUUGAUAAAAUAGCAGAGUUCAUAAAGGGAUUAAGAUCAGAAUUCAUUGGUAUGAGUGGUGGAUUUGUUCCAGCUCAAAUAACUUUAUUCAUGUCAAAAUUAAAAGAACAAAAUAAGCCAAAUAAUAAUAGUAAUAAUAAUAAUAGAAGUAACAAUAGAGAUACAAGAACUUGUCACAAAUGUAAUAAAGUUGGACACAUCGCAAAAGACUGUAAAUCAGAACAGAGGAACAAUAACAGCUUUAACAAUAAUAAAAAUAAUAGUAACAACAAUAAUAAUAAUAAUACAAAGUUUGAGGUCAAAGAGGAUAUGAUAGUUACUGAAUCCUCUGGAUACAAUGUUUUACUUAGAAAUGAUUGGAUAACUAUGCAAGUAAAAGCUGUUAUUGAUACAAAUAAACAAAUCAUGAUAAUCAAACAAAACAAUGAAACUGAUGUUAUUCUAAUCACUUGCUUUUCCAAGAUUGAUUCAAAAGUAUUUACUCCUAUAGAUUUUGUUAAGAAAGGAUCAGGACAAUGCUUAUAUAAAACAUUAUCAAAAGGAGAAAAUUGUUCAUACUGUAAAGCAUUACAUCAGGAUCUACAGGAAUACCAAAUAACUGUUUCAAUUAAUAAAGCACAAAUUAAAGCAAGCAAUAAACUGGUGGAAAUAUCAAAAGGAAAAGAAAUACCAAUAGAAAACUUAACAAAAGACCAGCAGCAGCAGUUACAACAGUUACUAGAGGAGAAUAAAGAUUUAUUUGCCAAUGAGAAGUUAGAAUUAACACAAACCAAUAUCUCUCAACAUGCAAUUAUCACGGAAAAUGCCACUCUUUCUAGAUUUAAAAUUCAAGAAGAAAAUUCAAAAAUGGCUACUCUAUAUGAUCUUAUAAGUCUUGACAUUUUAGAAGUUAACCCUCAAGAUGUUUUAGUGAUACAACCUCCAUACAAUGAUGAUGAUCAUUUAGAAUCAAAAUUAAAAUUAACUUAUUGA